This is a messenger RNA of Bactrocera tryoni, 849 nucleotides long. RefSeq names its product mesenchyme-specific cell surface glycoprotein-like. The coding region runs from base 1 to 849 and encodes 282 amino acids. The transcript has 2 exons. Lineage: Eukaryota; Metazoa; Arthropoda; Insecta; Diptera; Tephritidae. The record is from RefSeq and is a predicted model, not a curated record.
AUGCGUGCAUUCUUUGUGUUGUGUUUGGCUACUGUGGCUUAUGCCGAUAAAUUGGGCUACAACUAUCGCCCAGUAGGACACUCUGACUCCGGACUGUCCUUUGCACCAGGUGGCUCCUCAGGACUCGGUGGUCUCGGCGGUAGUGGCGGUUUAGGAGGCAGCGGUGGUCUCGGUGGAUUGGGUGGAUUAGGUAGCGGUGGCAGCCUUGGUGGACUAGGAGGCAGUGGUGGUCUUGGAGGAAGUGGUAGCGGUCUUGGUGGACUCGGUGGUUCAAGUGGCGGUUUGGGUGGUCUUGGCGGUUCAGGUGAUAUCGGUAACUCCGGCAGCGUAGGACCAUCAUACUCAGCUCCCGCAGCUCCCGCUGAAUUCAAUAAGGAAUUCUUCUCCUACACUGCUCCCGAAGAAGAAUUCAAUGAUGCUGAUGCCGGUCAAGAUAUUGCCAACUCACUGAAAAAGAACCUCCGUGUUAUCUUCAUCAAGGGACCCGAAAACCGUGGACUCGAAAACGCUGCCCUCCAAUUGGCUAAACAUGCUGCUGAAGACCAAACCGCCAUCUAUGUUUUGCAGAAACAAAGCGAUAUCGGAGAUUUGGCUAAGAAACUCAACUCUAUCAACAGCCAGAGCGCACACAAACCCGAAGUACACUUCGUCAAAUACCGCACACCUGAAGAUGCUGCCAACGCUCAACGUGCUAUCCAAUCCCAAUACGACCAAUUGGGCGGUCCUUCGCAAUCGCACGAUGGUGGUGCCGCACCAGUGCACAACUUCGCAUCGCAAGCUCCAGUUCAAGCACCCGAAGUGCAUGCUCCCCGCAACUCCUACUUGCCCUCUUCCAUCAUCCGUGUUUAA